Messenger RNA from Diatraea saccharalis (sugarcane borer), 783 nucleotides. NCBI's taxonomy places the organism in Eukaryota, Metazoa, Arthropoda, Insecta, Lepidoptera, Crambidae. The record is from the annotation of a GenBank genome assembly.
AUGGUGUCUCUAUCCGUCGAAGUCUGUUCUUCCACCAACAUGAAUUUCCGCCCAAACCAUAAUCGUCCCGCCAUAGUAGGGAUAGACUUCCUUAGGGUGUUGCAGGCGGCUCACACCAAGAAUUCGCCAUACGCGUACUCUUCGCGAAUCAGGAUGAAAACCGAAUCAGGACUCAUCGUUGAUUAUGAUUGUUCACCAAUAAUGCCUAAAGAAGAAGAGACACAAAUACCGAAAUCAACAAAACCUUUACCAUCUUAUGCGGUAAUGAAAUCCACAUCGAAACUACCAGAAUCAGUGUCGGUCGUUGAAACUAUCCGACCAUACAAAAGAUUAAGGACAACACCAACUUUACCACCACCAUCAACAACAACAAAUGAUGAAGUUGAAGAAACAACAACUGCUGCGCCGACUGAUUCUACUCCUUUGACUAAUGCAACCACCGCUCCAUACAUCAACUAUCAAUGUCAACAACCUUGCUCCAAUGUCUUCGAGAACUACGGUCGAGUAUGCGCUCAAAGAUACAACGGCAUAAAAUAUGAGUACAAAGAAUUUGAAGAUAUAUGUGAUAUGAUAGACAAUAAUUGCAUGCACCAUGGCACUCUUGUAACUAAACAAGAUCCAGAGAACUACAGGGGACCCUGGUACGUGAUAAUACGGGGUCCUUGCUAUUUGUUAUAUACACCAUUUCCUCAGCCCCAGACUAAUGGCACCAAGUUACUACAAAGAGUGGAACAAUACAUGACUAUCGACUUCGAACUUUAUAGAACUAGAGGGUUUGAAUAA